Molecule: messenger RNA, 3880 nt
Organism: Drosophila melanogaster (fruit fly)
Lineage: Eukaryota; Metazoa; Arthropoda; Insecta; Diptera; Drosophilidae
Gene: Mmp1
Product: matrix metalloproteinase 1
Exons: 7
Coding region: 511-2139 (542 amino acids)
Biological process (GO): proteolysis
Cellular component (GO): extracellular matrix
Molecular function (GO): metalloendopeptidase activity; metallopeptidase activity; zinc ion binding
Source: RefSeq, marked reviewed
AGUUGAAUUUUGCGCGCAGCCCAGGGCGGAUGUGUUUAGCGGCGAGAAACCGAAAAAGUCACCACGAUAGAAUAAGAAUCGCAGUUGGAGUCUAGUGCUAUAUAAAUAGUCGCGAAGAAAGUUAUUCGAAAAGUGAAUGAGUUCAGUUUUGGGUUUUGGUUUUUUGGUUUUGAGUUUUGGUUUCUAACGCGGAAACGAGCGGGAAAAUGGAAGUGCCAGCGAGCAAUUAGUGCAGCCAGACAUAAAGACACACUCACAGCUCGAAAAUACAGCAAAACAAAAGGAUUGCGACUGUGAAUUAUAAAGUAUAAAUUAUAAGCAACGACAACACAUCCACAGCGGAAUACGCAGCGACGACAGCGACAACAAACAAGAGAAAGAAAUUGAUAUAAAGUUCAAAGUGCCAGCGGCAAGUGGAACCACAUGACAAAUAGACGAGCCUCGGGAGCAACCCACUGCAAAACCACCAACAACUGCAAUAUUAGCAACAACAGCAACAACAGCAACAAAAUGACAAACUGCCAAAGUUCAGUGUUCAUAGUCGUAGGCACCCUGUUUUCCAUCAUGGCAGCGGCUCAAUCGGCACCCGUUUCCACCACCACACAGGCAGAGAUCUACCUGUCCCAGUUCGGCUAUCUACCCGCCUCUGCCCGCAAUCCCGCCAGCAGUGGGCUACACGACCAGCGGACCUGGGUGAGUGCCAUCGAGGAGUUCCAAAGCUUCGCGGGACUGAACAUCACCGGCGAGCUGGAUGCGGAGACAAUGAAGCUGAUGUCCCUGCCCCGCUGCGGAGUUCGGGAUCGCGUCGGCACCGGUGACAGCCGCUCCAAGCGGUACGCCCUGCAGGGCAGUCGCUGGCGUGUGAAGAACCUCACCUACAAGAUCUCCAAGUACCCCAAGCGGCUGAAGCGAGUCGAUGUCGACGCGGAGAUCGGUCGCGCAUUUGCCGUGUGGUCCGAGGACACCGACCUGACCUUCACCAGGAAGACCUCCGGCCCCGUGCACAUCGAGAUCAAGUUCGUGGAGAGCGAGCAUGGAGACGGCGAUGCCUUUGACGGUCAAGGCGGCACCCUGGCGCAUGCCUUCUUCCCUGUCUUUGGCGGAGAUGCCCACUUUGACGACGCGGAACUGUGGACCAUUGGCUCUCCUCGAGGCACCAAUCUGUUCCAGGUGGCCGCUCACGAGUUCGGUCACUCCUUGGGACUCUCCCACUCAGAUCAGAGCUCCGCUCUGAUGGCGCCCUUCUAUCGCGGCUUUGAACCCGUCUUCAAGUUGGACGAGGACGACAAGGCGGCCAUCCAGUCACUGUAUGGGCGCAAAACAAACCAGCUGAGGCCUACCAACGUGUACCCGGCCACCACCCAGCGGCCAUACUCUCCUCCAAAGGUGCCACUAGACGACUCCAUCUGCAAGGACUCCAAGGUAGACACACUCUUCAACUCGGCGCAGGGCGAGACCUACGCCUUCAAGGGCGACAAGUACUACAAGCUGACCACGGACUCCGUGGAGGAGGGCUACCCACAGCUCAUCUCCAAGGGCUGGCCGGGAUUGCCGGGCAACAUCGAUGCGGCGUUCACCUACAAGAACGGCAAGACGUACUUCUUCAAGGGUACUCAGUACUGGCGCUACCAGGGCCGUCAGAUGGACGGCGUCUACCCUAAGGAAAUCAGCGAGGGCUUCACGGGCAUUCCCGACCAUCUGGACGCCGCAAUGGUUUGGGGGGGCAAUGGCAAGAUAUACUUCUUCAAGGGCAGCAAGUUCUGGCGCUUCGAUCCGGCCAAGAGGCCGCCGGUCAAGGCUAGCUAUCCCAAGCCCAUCUCCAACUGGGAGGGUGUUCCCAACAACCUGGACGCAGCGCUGAAGUACACCAAUGGCUACACGUACUUCUUCAAGGGCGACAAGUACUACAGAUUCCAUGACGCCCGAUUUGCUGUUGACUCGGCCACGCCCCCCUUCCCCAGACCCACCGCCCACUGGUGGUUCGGCUGCAAGAACACGCCCUCGUCCACAGGUAAUAUCGUCGAAGGCUCGGACAACGAGUUCGAACAGCACUCCAUGAUCCCGCAUGCCGACGAUGGCAACGGUGAUGACUUUGACGCAGGCUUUAAGAGACGCGGAUACAAAAACAAGAACAAUUAACCACAGCACACAUCCAGAAAGCACAACAGCAACAACAACAGCCGAACAAAACGAACAUCGACUCCAUAACAACCCACACCACCACCACAUCCACAUCCACAUACAUAAGACUCAUGGCGCAGAAGAAUCACAAAGCGAAUGAGCCGCCAUAGCACAUGGCAUUCGGUCUUCUGGCUGCUUGCUACUGUCUUUCUUCUCCUUUCCCGCCUCUUCUCCCGUACAUAUAUCUUGUGUGUGUAGUUGUAGUGCGGCAAUGCUGAUUCUUCCUGCUCACACGUAGUAUCAUCCUGUUUUAGACUGCUAGACCCCAUCGCAUCGCACAUCCCGUCCUCCCAGAAUGCAACCUUGAUAUUGCUUUAUUCAAUACUUUUGUUCUUUAAACGAAUAUUUUUAUUUGCGGCUCUCAUACUCGCACCGAUCUACACAGCACCGCAAGUGCCGAGUCUGAAUCCCAACCCGAACCAGGGCAUUCUGCCCAGCUGGAUGUGGGGCCUAACGAACAGAUUCUUCUAGUCUAGAGGAUCUGGUGCUCAUCCGUGUGUUGUAGCCAGUCCCGUUGUAAUUUGCCAGCAUUAGUGUAAUCCAUCGCCCGCAUGAGUGAUCUCUGUCUGAAUAAAGUAAACCAUCAAUCGAAACAUACAAAACAUGCCACGCCCACGAACUGCGCCGCCUGCCGAAACGCCAAACCAAGCCAAAUAGAAAGAAACGAGUUUUCAGAAGAGUGAAGACCGUGGGCGAUCACCAGUCCAACGACGAACCAAUAGUUCCGGAAGUGGCCGAGCGAACCGGAAACGGAGCCAUGUCCCAGUCCAAGCUGACGAGCAGCUCCGCCGUGAGCACUGUGAUCACCACCAUCCUGAUGUGCCUCGUCUCCAAGCUCAUCGUUAGCUAAAAGAGCUAAGAGAUACCAGCGACCUACGGGCAGUGCAUUUGUGAACCUUAGGAUCAACGCUAGCCACUCGAGUAAAGUUUCCAAAAUUUUACUGCACGUUGGACACCGAAGUGCUUGAAAUUCAAAUGUUACGCACAUCAUAUCGAAUACGAUGAGAGGAAAUCCAAAAAAGAAUAAUGAAAACAUACAAAUUGAAAUCGAACAGAAUAUCAAUUGUAAAUUGAGCGAUCAGCAUGUGACACAGGUGCCUUAUCAAAUACUUUUGUUGUUGUGUAAAUAAAAUCAGCCUUAAAUAUAAUGAAAUAGUUUAUAACAUUCCGCAUUCAAAUCACAAAACGAUCAAAAGUCAUAUCAAACCAGAAGUUCUCUACGUAGUUUUGCUGUUUUGGUAAUGACAAAUUGCGAUAUUAAAUUUAACGAGCCAUAUGCAAGGAAUUGGAGAGAACCAAACAAAAAUAAAAUACUGAGCAUUGAACGUAAUUUAGUUUAGAUAUAAUUGUUAAUGUCGGCACAUGGGAAAGGAGCUCCGCAUGCUCCUCCAGCUGUGCUACAAUUUCGCAAACUCAAGUGUUUUAAGUUUACAAAACGAUACGUGACUUGACCAUAUAUAAACUAAUAUGAAAAUCAUCAUCGAGUACAUAUGAUUAUUAUAUAAGUGAUAUUUAAGACAGUCCAUUAAACGAUAUUUUUUCGGGUUUAAUAUUUAAAACCGAAAUAUUAUUUAACUUACGUAUUAUUAUGUAUUAUUAUUAAUAUUAUAUACCAUAAAUGUACGCUGAAAUAAGAGAAACUGAACAAAAACGAAAACGAAGAUACAACAAAUAAAGAAACAGAAGUCCAAUAAAAAAU